Messenger RNA from Oenanthe melanoleuca, 1259 nucleotides. RefSeq lists its product as uncharacterized. The transcript has 3 exons. The record is from RefSeq and is a predicted model, not a curated record. Bases 1 to 651 code for a protein of 216 amino acids. Lineage: Eukaryota; Metazoa; Chordata; Aves; Passeriformes; Muscicapidae.
AUGGGCUCCGCCGCGCCGCCGCAGCGCCCGCUAGCGGCAGCGGCAGGCGGGCUGAAGGGCUCCCCUCAGGAGUCCGGCUGCCCUCAGCGCUGCCCCCUCCCCGCCCACCAUUGCACAGCGAUUGUUAGGGGCUGUUCGCGGGGAGCCUCGUUUGUCCGUUUGCGUGUGGGGUUUUUUAGGGUUUUUUUCACAUUUUCUCGCAGCCCCCUAACCCCAGGGACCAACAGAGACGGGGAAGUUUCUAAAAUUGCAUCAUUCCACAGAACGCCUCCGGAGAGCACCUUGGCGGGGAAGGCGGCGCAGCUGUCACCGGUACGGGAUAAUUGGGAUCAGCGGGAUAAUUGGGAUCAGCAGAGACUCGGGAGUCACGCACGGGCUGCACCCCGGCAGUUCCGGCGCUGCCUGAGUCACCCGGCCGUGCCCUCGGCAUCGCCCCGAGCCCGCCCGAGGAACCGCAAGAGAUGGCAACAGCAGCCCAGAAAGCACUUUCAGCAUGUAGCAGCAGUACUACAUGAGUUAGCGUGGAACCUUAUGACAUACUUAUGUGACAUAAUUGCAUGUGACCAUCACCUGAAUACACAAUGUGCCACCAGCCAAGCUCUCAAGUUGUCAUAUGCAAAUCUACAGUCAAAGAAUAUCAGCUCUGGAUAAUGAAGCAUUUGGUGAAUUAUUUCAAAGCUAAGGGUAAGAAAUCCUCCUCUCUGACUCUGUGGCACUUCUACACAUUUUGCCCUCAGUUUGAUAGUGGCAAUAUGGAAGCCAUGCUUCUUCCCAGAGGGACCAUCAUGCAUAGCUUGGAAAGGAAAACUGCUUCUUGUGAAGGAUCAUCUUCUGAAUGACUUUAUGAUCUGGGUGUUACAGCCAGUCACUCACUAGGAAGCUCACCACUUGGGUAAAUGGGUAAGAUUGACUGAUUUUCCCAGAAAUGCAGAUGUAAGGAAAAGGAGAACUGACUAUAAUUUUGAAAUGUAAAAAAAUUAAGUAAAUUUAAGUAUGCAUUAAAAACACACUCAGACUUCAACUCCAGCAUUUAUUAAAUAAAUAUGGGAAAUUUGAAUUGUUUUGCAAACCAAAAUAUCUAAAAAUUAUAUUUGUCUUUUUCUAGUGUUUAGUUAAAAUUUAUUAAAAUUAGGAACCUGUCUCUGUGUUCACAAUAAUCAAAUUGUUCAUAUGAGAUCAAGGUGACAAAUUAAACGUGCUAGAAUAUUCUUAACAAAAUCUAAAACAACUAACAUCAUGAAACAGCUAUGGACAUACUG